UGAUGUGUAUGAGGUCAUCACCCCACCACCUUCAGGGACUAUGCCCUGUCUCCAUAGCAACUUCUGGUCCCAGGUUGGCCCAGAGUGAGUGUGGGUCAAACCGGGCCUAAGCAGGCCUGACGUGGACCAGACCAGGCUGAGGUGGGCCCGAAGCAGGCCAGAGUGAAGCAGAGACACCAUGCACCAGCUGUUUGGCCUGGUACUGGGCCAGAGAGACCUGUCCCGGGCUGGAGACCUCUUCUCCCUGGAAGACUCUGAGAUAGAGGACUGUCUUUCACAGGCCCUGGAGGAAAUCAAGGCUAUCUCCUGCUCUCCUGACUACCUGACCAAUGACAAUGACCAGGCGGUGGUGGAGAUCUGCAUCACGCGCAUCACCACGGCGAUCAGGGAGACGCGGUCCAUCGAGCGCCAUGGGGGGGCGCUAGUGGGUCUGUGGGAAUCCUGUCUGGAACACAACCUCACCCCCCAGGGCAAAGACGAAGACACACCCCAUGCCAAGAUAGCCUCAGACAUCACCAGCUGUAUACUGCAGAACUACAGUCGUCCCCCAGUGAUGGCUCUAGCAGUGCCGGUGGCAGUGAGGUUUCUACAGAGAGGCAACAGAGAGCUCAGUAGAAACAUGUCCAGUUAUCUCUCUCUGGCUGCCAUGGCAAAGGCUGACCUACUGGCAGAACACACAGAGGCUAUCACCUGCAGCGUGCUGGGAGGUAACCACAUGCUCCUACGCGUGUUGCCGUCCGUCUACCCCAAACAGCCCCGUGCCAUCCAUCGUCACCUAGGCAACCUGACGGCCAUGAUGUCACAGCUCGAAUCACCGGAACAACAACACCUGCUGAGGCUGAUCCAGAUGGUCGCCGAGCAACAGCCACAGGUCCUGAGCCCCCUGGUGCCCUCCCUGGUUGGUUACCUAGGCGAUGCCUCUCUGAACGAGACCCUACUGGGUGCACUGGUGUACGUGUCACAGGCUAGCCCCGCCUCCAUGGCCCCCUUCCUGCCCGCGCUGAGGGUUGUGGGUCAGCAGUACCCAGUCCUGCUGGGACACAUGGUCAAAAUUCACAGAGCUGUGGGCUUAACCAGUGAGUGUCAGGCCCGUAGCUCCCUGGUGUACCUAGUGUCUCUGCUGGGCAGUAUGGAUCACAGCUUUCACCACAGUCUGCUGCUGGAGAUCAGGGCUCUGACUGACAGAUACAGCUCCAUCCUGGGAGGCUGUGCCAAAGACAUCUACAGGAUGAGUAACAGCUUCAGCUCCAUAGCCAGACUACUGGGGAGAAGACUGGAGAUGGACACCACUAUCAACUGCAGGGUUGAAGAGGAAUCAGAAGGCCCUCCUUCCCCUUGUAUCUCAGAGGCCAGUGUGUGUGGAGGUGCAGGGGGGUGUGGAGGUGGGUCAGACCAGCGACUGCAGGUGAAGAUCCAGGCGUUUGAGGAGAAGAUGGGGGAGGAGGGGGGAGAGGGGUCACCUACACCCCAACGCAGAAACAGCAUGGGCCAAGCCGCUAGAGAGAAACACAGAGAGAUGAGGUUUAACAGGUCAAAGAGUCUGGCUCUGCAAGCCGUGAGGUCACGGUCCGUCAACUCUGACAGCGGACAGGAUGGAGAAGGGGUGGAGCUAACAUCUGACGCAUUCCUCUCAGAAUCCCCACCCAAUCACCAAACAGAAGCCUUAGACACCUCUCCCACUGAGAGGAAACUAACCAAUGAGAACUCCCUGUCUCCCUCCACCCCUCCGGCCACGCCCAGUGAGGAACAGAGGGAUCGACCGGGAGAGGGGGAAGGAGGGAGAGGAGGAGGACUAGGAGAGGGGACAGAGGACAAGCUGUACAGCCACCUGAGGGACAACAUGGAGAAGAUCAAAGAGUUCUGUUCUGAGAUGGUUCAACAGAUCCCCAUACCAGAACACUGUGUCAUAGAAGACUCGAGCCAUGGCAGUGUGGCGAAGCUGUCGUUCUCGUGCCCUCUGAAGGGGCGUUACUGUCUGUAUAGCAGGUCCUGUUUCACCCUCACCAGCCUCCAGCCUCACCUUUGGACCAACAUCAUGCUGCUUCACCUACAGAGUAAGCACAGCGCUCCUCUCUCCUCUCUGGAUGACUGUGUGCAGAGGUUGGGGAGACUGUGGGAGAGGACCCAGCUAAAAGGAGCUCACGACUUCUCCGUGGCCAUGACCCAACAGCCCACUCCACGCAGAAAGGACCUGGACAGUCUGCAGAUCCAUCUGCAGGAGGUGCGUUUCUUUGACCUGUUUGGCUUCAGUGAAGAGGAGGGCAGCUGGCUCUGCUACAUGUGCAACAACCCAGAGAAGGCCUCAGUGGUGAACGAGGAUGGCCAGCCGCUGAUAGAGGGGAAACUGAAGGAGAAGCAGGUUCGCUGGAAGUUCAUCAAACGCUGGAAGACUCGCUACUUCACCCUGGCAGGAAACCAGCUCCUCUUCCGGAAGGGAAAAUCAAAGGACGAGCUCGACGACAGCACCAUCGAGUUGAGCAAAGUGCAGAGCGUCAAGGUGGUGGCUAAGAAGCGGCGUGAGCGGGGUCUCCCUCGGGCUUUUGAGAUCUUCACGGACAGUAAGACUUACGUCCUGAAGGCUCGUGAUGAGAAGCAUGCUGAGGAGUGGCUCCAGUGUAUUAAUGUUGCCGUUGCCCAGGCCAGAGAGAGAGAGAACAGAGAGGCCACCACCUACCUGUGACCUUAUGACCUGGAAGAUAUUCUACUGUGACCCGUUCCUGACCCAGAAACACAACACACAGCCCCAUACUACUGUGCCAUCUACUAACAACAGUCCUGUAAUGUCCACUGUUUCUGAUCAUCUGACAGUCCUGUGAUGUCCACUGUUUCUGAUCAUAUGACAGUCCUGUGAUGUCCACUGUUUCUGAUCAUCUGACAGUCCUGUGAUGUCCACUGUUUCUGAUUAUCAUAUCUGCCAGCUGUGGGGCAGCUGAGACUGAUAUCCAGACAUCAUUGUCAGCAUUUUGGAGAGUCUAUCUAUAUACAUUUAUAAAGGCUAUUGUUUCAGUAUUUUAAAGCAUGACCUUCUAUUUCCAGCAAAAGCAAUCGACAUACUAAACCUAGCAAUAAGAGCUCAAUAUGAACAGCAUUAUGGAACUAUCUUGGCCCGGACAGUGAAGAUUAAGAAGCCCUAAUGGACAGCAGAUGAGAACGUUCUACAACAAACAAACAAACAAGAGUUAGUGGCAUUAGCAUUUGAGCAGUAGAAUUUAUUAAUAUUCCGUCAUUUCAAAAAGACCCAGUGGUGUUAUAUAGUGAGUUCCAAAAGUAUUGAGAAAGUUAUCAACGCACAAAUAUCAUGACCCCAAGACAUGCUCAUUAUCACCGCACAAAUAUCAUAACCCCAAGACAUGCUCAUUAUCACCGCACAAAUAUCAUAACCCCAAGACAUGCUCAUUAUCACUGCACAAAUAUCAUAACCCCAAGACAUGCUCAUUAUCACUGCACAAAUAUCAUAACCCCAAGACAUGCUCAUUAUCACUGCACAAAUAUCAUGACCCCAAGACAUGCUCAUUAUCACCACACAAAUAUCAUUACCCCAAGACAUGCUCAUUAUCACGCACAAAUAUCAUGACCCCAAGACGUGCUCAUUAUCACCGCACAAAUAUCAUAACCCCAAGACAUGCUCAUUAUCACCACACAAAUAUCAUAACCCCAAGACAUGCUCAUUAUCACCGCACAAAUAUCAUAACCCCAAGACAUGCUCAUUAUCACCGCACAAAUAUCAUAACCCCAAGACAUGCUCAUUAUCACUGCACAAAUAUCAUAACCCCAAGACAUGCUCAUUAUCACUGCACAAAUAUCAUGACCCCAAGACAUGCUCAUUAUCACUGCACAAAUAUCAUGACCCCAAGACAUGCUCAUUAUCACUGCACAAAUAUCAUAACCCCAAGACAUGCUAACCAUUACAAUAACAGUGGAGGUUAGAAUUAUUGGAGGGGGUAUGAUAUUUGUACAUCUGUAACUUUCUCACUCAUCAUUAUUCACGGUUCAUUCAGGAUGAUCUGUAACCAUGGUAACAUCCACAUUAAUAUAGGAGUGUUUAGAAACAGAUUUUAUUCUUAUUUACAAUAAAAGGGACUUCAAAAUGACAUAAUACAUUAUUUAACAGUCAUUUCUAUUGGGCACAAAAUAAUCUGAAAACUUUGAAUAUUUCCCAAUACUUUUGGUCCCCUAAAAUGGGGGGGGGGGGGCUAUGUACAAAAAGUGGUGUAAUUUCUAAACGGUUGACCCGAUAUGGAUGAAAAUCCCCUAAAAUUAAAGCUGACAGUCUGCACUUUCGCCUAAUAGUCAUUGUAUCAAAUCCAAAGUGCUGUAGAACAGAGGCAAAACAACAACGCAAUUGUCACUGUCGCAAUAUUUUUGGAGCUCACUGUAUGUCAUAUUUGAUAAAUGAACAGACUAGUCCCCUGGAGGUCUUAGCAGAGGCUCAAAACAGCAUGGGGUUGAUAUCGGUCACACUGCUGGGGGCUUUAUAGCUACGUCCUCUCUCCCUCCAGGAAACAUGUUUCUGGGAAGAAACACAUUUAUUGGCAAAACUAUCGUCUCUUUAUUCUCUCACUUUUUCAUCCAAGAAAAGAGCUUGGUGUUUGUGUGUGUGUUUGUGUGUGUGUGUGUGUGUGUGCUUGCAUGCGUGUGUGUGUGUGUGUGUGUUUACAAUGACAAGCAUUGUUGACAAUUCUGACAUGUCCAUGAAUAAAUACAUUAAACCUA
Salvelinus fontinalis (brook trout) is the source of this 4713-nucleotide messenger RNA. RefSeq names its product ventricular zone-expressed PH domain-containing protein-like. The record is from RefSeq and is a predicted model, not a curated record. NCBI's taxonomy places the organism in Eukaryota, Metazoa, Chordata, Actinopteri, Salmoniformes, Salmonidae. Gene Ontology annotation, molecular function: phosphatidylinositol-5-phosphate binding. Gene Ontology annotation, biological process: regulation of signal transduction. The coding region runs from base 179 to 2680 and encodes 833 amino acids. Gene Ontology annotation, cellular component: plasma membrane. The transcript has 14 exons.